Messenger RNA from Durusdinium trenchii, 1284 nucleotides. The record is from the annotation of a GenBank genome assembly. Lineage: Eukaryota; Dinophyceae; Suessiales; Symbiodiniaceae.
UCCGAAGUCGAGCAAAAGCGAAGCCCUCGAGCCAAAGCCUCCAACAUGACCGAAGCCCUCGUCCUCGCCGCCUCAGCGCAUUUGACGCGCCAUGAAGACGUUUGAGGUGCCGCGAAGCCGUCGCGGCGCCGUCGCGGAGGGCGCUGUGAUUGGAAGAACGCAUGUAAAAGGGGGUAAGUGCGGGGUCGUGCCCGUCACGGCGAUCCGGUCGGAUGAGAGGUCCGGGCGCUUCCGGCACUUUGUUAUGUCUUUUCCGAAGCGUCCAGAGUUGGAUAGCUUCUUGUUACUACUAGUAAGGUCAUUAAGCAGUUGACGGAAGUCUUUCCAUUCAGAGGGCAGUUCAGCUGACCGACCCGACCGUGCUCAUGCAUGAACGUGGGCCGCACCCAGCGUGCACGCGAGAAGAAAAAGGAUGAGAAGCGGAAGGGCAAGAAGACCAAAGAGGCGCCAGCGCCGGUCAGACAGGCUGGGUGGAGGACGUGGGGCAAAGGCAUCCUCAUGCUGCUGGCUGCAGCCGUGCUGCAGGCGUUGGUGGGCUUGGCGAUGCUACAGAGCAAGGGAGAGGCCGAGAGCACAGAGGAUUUCCUGGUCACAGGUGGCGUGGCAGGUCCGUUGGCAGUUUUCGCGGACCCAGAUGCGCCUUGUGUGGUGGAGACCCAAGAUUCAGGCGGCCGGAUUUCCGUGCUGGACCCGGGCGACCUUGCAGUACUGGUCAUCUCCAGUGGCCGCAAGGUUUGGCUCUUGCGGGCGACGCUCCAAUCACUGUCCCGUGUCGAUGGUUUACGACCCGGCAACGUCUUGGUCUCCUUGGGGUCUUGGAGCUCCCAGGCGGCAGUCCAGGAGUUCGGCUUCCCCUGCGCUGGUUUCGAGACUACACAGAAAGGUGGCGAGAAGAAAUGCAUGCCCAUCUUUCAGGAGGCAGCGGUUCCCAAUGUGCACUUGAACCGGUCCCUCCACUUGGCGCUCACACACUUUCGAGGUAAAGGUCUUCGAUCUUUGGUUGUGCUGGAGGAGGGGCAGAUUUUCUCUUUGGAUCUUCUUUGGUUCUUUGUGCAGCUGCUGCCGGUGAUCCGUCGGGACAGCAGCAUUUUAUGCGCCAGCGCAUGGAAUGAGAAUGGCUUGGCGCCGGGCAAGCUCAGCGUUUGAGCUCCAUGGACUCGGUGUGAAAGUUCAGAGUCUUAGAGCUUAGUCGAACCAAUGGCCUGCAAUGGUGUUUGGUCUAACUCUGCAGGGCUCCCAAGCUCAUAGUUUUGAGCCAUGAGGAUUGCUUGACGCUGAUCCAAG